AUGGAGGAAAUAGGUACGAGUCGUGCGGGUCGUGGAGGUCACCUUAAUGAUGUUAAGGGAGAGGCUCCUCACCCCCGACCACAAACAAGUCGUGUUGUUGUCGGAACCACAGAAAAAUCCUCAUCUUCAACAGCGGCCAAACGCGCGAAAGGGAAAGCUGGAAACAAAAGCAGCAAAGCCCCUGAGGAUUGGGAACGAUAUGAGAAACUUUCGCUACACGAACACAUUCUCAAGCGUGGGGACUCAUAUGUUGGUAAAAAAUGAAAAUUUUUUUGAUAUCGUCGUAGACUCCUAGUCCGACAGGUAUUUCGUUAGGAUUUGGACACCAAAGUUUUCUGGAAUCUGAUUGAGAGACGAGGUCUUCGUUCAUGAUUGUGCAGCAGAAUGCUACCAAAAACUUCAAGGUUCCUGUGAGCCGGAGGAUAGCGAGCAAUGGGUCGUCGGCGAAGACGGGAUGAUGGAGCGGCGCGUGCUGCGCUAUGUGCCUGGUUUGUUCAAGAUCUUUGAUUAAGGCCACACUUAAUCCAUCUAUUUUUUAGUUCAUCUGAGAGCUCUUUUCAAAUAGGAAAAUGGCCACAGUAGAUGAGCGAAAAGAUGGAUGGUAGUGCUGAGUUCUAAUUUGACGAGAUUUUGGUCAAUGCUGCGGACAACUUGCAGCGGGACAAGACUAUGUCCAAUAUUUGCGUCACAAUUUCAGAGCAGGAAAUCUCUGUCGAGAAUGACGGCGCAGGCAUCCGCAUUGCGGCUCAUCCGACCGCAAAAGACACAGACGAAAAAACGCCUUUGCUGAACCCUACGCUAAUUUUCGGACACCUGCUUGCAGGCGAUAACUUCAACGAUAGUCGCAAACGCUGUGCGGGAGGCAGAAACGGAUACGGAGCAAAGCUUGCGAAUGUGUACUCAACGAUGUUUCGCGUGGAGACGUGCGACCCUAGGGGAACCGACCUCACGGGACAGAAGAGAGUGCGCUAUUUUAAGCAGGAAUGGAGUCGAAAUAUGUUCGAACGAAGUCCGGCUGUUCUCUUGCCUGGUACUCCAGUUCAUCUCGUUUUUUUGUACUUACUUGUACCUAGUUACUACGAUCCUGCUGGUUUGAUGACUACUUAGAUACAGGUUUGUGCUUGGUACGCCAACGCACUGAAUCUCCUUGCUACUGGACACAAAAGAUUAAUACCUCCAAAGAAGGAGCCACCAACAAAAAGUUCCUCGCGUCAUUCAAUUUCCAAUGUAAAUCUUGAUUACAGCCGUGCCCGAGGGAAAUCGACCGCAGUUUACGCGGAUCACUUUUCGGCCGGAUAUGAAGCUUUUUAAGGGCAAGGGGGGUGACGAGCACGACGAGCCAGGAGAGCAGGGUGACUCUAGCAAGAUGGUGAUGGAUAAGGACAUCCUUGACUUGAUGAAGCGACGCGUCUACGAUCUUGCGGGUUGCACACCUGAACACGUGUCUGUGCACCUCAAUGGCGAACUACUUCCUAUCCGAACGUUCAAGGACUACGUGGGCUUGUUUAGGAUGAAGGAGGGAUCCCCGCUGAUCAGAGCAGAAGUGCUGGAUCCGCCAGAAUGCGACUCAGAUCCGAGCGUCCCGAGACCAAGCGCUAGGUACUUGCUUACUGAGGCGCGUCACCUUUUUUUAUCGAAAACUGUUGCUGUUGGUUUGCAUGAGUCCAUAUUGACUCCUCUUUUCGUCAAAAACUUGAUGGGGGUGUAGUACCUCCAGAGAGCUAGUGAAGAUCAAAUUAUACUCCACUUCCAAUUCUUGAUGAUUUCACUGGCAGGUGGGAGGUCUACAUCGCCUUAUCCGAGAAGGGAUUCCAGCAGAUUUCUUUCGUAAAUGCUAUCGCAACGAGUAAGGGCGGAUCACACGUGAACCACGUUGAGGGACCUCUUGUGGAGCGCAUAUGGGAGAAGGCAACGGAAGAGUACAGUGGCAGCUUCCGUAUUUCGAGACCGAACAUCAAAUCCCAUCUUUUCGUUUUCAUCAACGCCAAGAUCGAGAAUCCUACCUUUAAUAGUCAGACGAAGGAAGAUAUGACCACGCUCCCGCGAGAUUUUGGCAGCGCUUGCCGCAUGAGUGAAGACACUCUGCAAGCGGUUUUAGGAUCGGGCGUCGUCGACAACAUCCUCAAGUGGGCUAAGGCGAAGCAGCAAGCGGAACUCGCGAAACGUGCCAAAAUCUCGAACAAAAGUCUGACGAAGCUGAUUGUUCCGAAACUCGAGGACGCGAAUAUGGCAGGAACAGCGCAAAGCAUGGACUGUACACUGAUUCUCACGGAGGGAGACUCAGCCAAGGCCACAGCGAUGGCGGGACUCGGAGUCGUCGGAAGAGACUACUAUGGCGUCUUUCCGUUACGAGGAAAAGUCCUCAACGUUCGGAAUGCAGAUCCUUCAAAGGUACUUGUAGAUGCUGUAAACGAGGAAUAUUUUAUGAAAUUUCUUCCAGUACUGCUACUACCCCGCGCAACAAGAUUUCUUGAGAACGAAGGUGAUCAUUCAUCUUUAGGUCGGACCGAUAACGAGAAACUCCAAGAAGAGUAUCUCAUUGAUCUACUCCUUCCACCAGGUUACCAACAAUGCCGAAAUCAAGAACGUGUGCAAGAUUCUGGGUUUGCAGAUUCCAGAAGCGUGUCUUGCCAAGGACUUUAAGGAGGCAGACCGACCCGAGGAAGACCUGCAGGAGAGUACUGUAGAGAUGCUGAAGCGCAAGAUGCGAUACGGUAGUGUGACAAUCAUGACAGAUCAGGAUUUCGAUGGCAGUCACAUCAAGGGUCUGCUUCUCAACUUCUUGCAGUACUACUGGCCAGCGUUGCUCCGUCACGAGCCGCAGUUCGUGCGUGAAUUCGUGACGCCGAUCGUGAAAGCGACGGGGCGAAAGAUUGGGCGGCAGCCGGCGCCAGUGUUGAGCUUCUUCACGGUGAGCGAGUACGAACAGUGGAAGGACAGCUUGUCGAAAGAGGAGAAGCGGAGGUGGAAAGUGAAGUACUACAAGGGUUUGGGAACCAGCACGAGCAAGGAGGCCAAGCAGUACUUCGAGAAACUGGAAAAGCACAGUCUAAGCUUCAAAUACGAAGGAGACGCGGACGACGACUGUAUCUCGAUGGCGUUCGACACGAAGAGGGCGGACGACCGCAAAAAGUGGAUCAAGGAUUUGAACGAGGGAGAUUUCGUGGAUCACAACGAGAGUGAGCUCACAAUCGUCGACUUCGUGAAGAAAGAGCUUGGCUUUGCCGCUCAAUACGACGUGGUGCGCAGCGUCGCCAACAUCAUCGACGGCUUCAAGCCGGGUCAGCGCAAGAUCAUGUACUGCGCCCUGAAGCGCAACUUAAAGUCAGACAUUAAGGUUGCGCAGCUGGCCGGUUACGUCUCCGAAAAAGCCGCCUAUCACCACGGUGAGAAGUCCCUGGAGGACACGAUUGUCGGAAUGGCGCAAGACUUCGUCGGCAGCAACAAUCUAAAGCUCUUGGUCCCGAGCGGUCAAUUUGGUACGCGCAUCGAAGGCGGCAAAGACAAUGCCGCGUCGCGUUACAUCUACACGCGUUUUUAUGGUUAGCUUUUAUCCAUCUUUCUCGGCAUCUUGAUCCCCUUUUGCCUUGUAUUCUCAUGAAAUAAAAGGGGAAAGGGCUCGAGAUGAGGGGACCAGGAUGGAUUACUGCUGAGUCUAACGUUUGAACAACCCGCUAACGCGUGCCCUGUUUCAUCCGGCGGACGACAAGAUCCUCGACUACAACCAGGAGGAGGGCAAAUGGAUCGAGCCGAAAGUCUACUGCCCUGUCAUCCCCAUGUGCCUAGUGAACGGAGUGACAGGCAUCGGCACUGGGUGGUCCACGUCGAUCCCGAACUUCGAUCCUCGGGACAUCGUGCACAACUGCCGCAUCUACGUUAAACGCGAGCUGCGACUGAUCGAACCAGGGCUGCCGCCACGCGACGACCCCAACUACGACAACGCAAAAGCGUCCCGCAUAAGGGAGCUCGAGGCCUCGCGUGCUUUGCCUCCGUACCGGGAGAUGGUGCCCUGGUAUCGUAACUUCACGGGCGAAGUUCGCGGCCGUCCAGGUUCGAAGAACUUCACCUCAGAGGGCUUCGUCACCCCAAAUGAGGAUGGAUCCACUGUGGAGAUCACUGAACUUCCGGUGAAGGAAUGGACGCAAAUCUACAAGGACAAGUUGGUCAAGAUGCAGAAGGACAGCGAGAACUCCGGAGUCAUUGACUUUAGAGAGUACUAUUCUUUUAGGCCUUACUACUUGAGGGCCAAUUUAGUAUUUUCAAGAACAGUGCUGGAAACUACUAUUACUACUCUAAUUCUAAAUACUAGGCAUUCACUUUGCCUUCAAGAAUUUUUAAUUACUCAGCAUAGAAGUCAUUGCAACAGUCUCACGCUUACGGAGACGGAGAUGUUGAAUCUUCGCAACUUGCGAUUUGUCAGUCUCAUUUCCCGUGCUCUUUUUAGGUAUCACACGGAUGUGACAGUGCAUUUCUCGGUGGAUUUGAACGAGACCGGGAGAGAGCUCGCGCAGCAGCAGGGGUAUUUGAAGUACUUUGGUCUUAUUUCGGCGAAGGAGUUGUCCACGACGAAUAUGAUGGGAUUCAACAAGGAGGGUCGGAUCAUCAAGUACGACUCACCUCUCGACAUUCUUCGCGAGUUCGCGGACUAUCGAGCUCACAUGUACCAGAAGCGCAAGGCGCAUCUGCUAGCUCGCUUGUCACAGUCAGAAGCCGAGCUCCGCGAACAGUGCCGGUUUGUGCAGCUUGUGGUGAAGCGCGAUCUGAUCGUGCGAAAACGCAAGGUCGCCGUAAUUCUAGCGGAACUCCGACAAAGGAACUUCCUGACGGCGUCGCAGCUGGCGGCGAUGGUGCCCCGAAGCGAUCGCGAAGAAGAGGAGGAGCGCGAGGCGCGGCGCGAGGCCAAGACCGCGGCAGCCGAAAACGCGGGAGAGAGCGGCGGCGCAGAGCAGAAUGACGAAGACGAAGAGGACGAGCUCCUAGAUGCCAUGCUCGGAGGUGGCGAAGACGGCGCAGGCGAUGAUGACGUGGCAGCGGACGUAGCGGCACAGAUGGAGAACAGAGCUCGCGCAGCGGCGGCUCUGUCCGUCGCGAAAGAACGCCGCGAGUUCGAAUACCUACUGGGAAUGCCGCUGAGCAGUUUAACCACCGACAAAGUGCGCGAGCUACAGCAAAACUACGAAGAGAAAGCGAGAGCACACAAGGAAUUGGCGCAAAAGAGCGCCGCGGAUUUAUGGGAAGAGGACCUGGAUGAAGUCGACCGACAGCUGGACGCGGAAGACGCGUAUUACGAACGGGAACUUGCGGAAGCGAGAAAGCAGCAGGCGAAGGCGCAGGGUGGACGACAGCCAGGAGGUGGGAACAACAAAGCGAAGAAAAACACCAGUACCAAGAUGAAAACGGCUCCUGGUGGAGGCGCCGGUGGAGGUGCUUCGUCAUCUAGUGCAGCGAAAGGAGAGGCUGCUGCAGCGGGAAAAAAGAAAGGUGAAGCGCCAGCUGCAGGUCGCGACCUAGCAGUCGUAGACCCAAGUGCGCCUCCACCUACCGCAAAAUCAGCGUUGAAAGCCAUGAAGCGAGCGGCCGCUGGAGCAUCAGCUGAGGGAACUGCUAGCAGCAGUACAGCAGUGGCCGCUGUGAAGCAGGAAAUGCAAGACGACGAAACAGGAGAGGCCGCACCAGCGACAGAAGUAGGUGGAACGAAGAUGCGGAAGGCGCGAAAAGUGAAAGAAACGCUUCUUCCGGCCGAAGACGCUCCUGGUGACCAAGUCAAGGCUUCUGAGGCUGUCGAUGCGAAUGCUGAAAAGAAUGGAAAGAAGGCUCCUGGAGCAAAGAAGGGUGGCAAAGGGAAAAGCCGUGGUAAGAAGAAGCAGCUCUCGCUAGUCGAUGACGAGAGCAGCGCAGAGGAAGACGACGAGGAUGACGACGACGCAGAGGACGGCGCGGAGGGUGCUCCGGCAGCAAAGAAAGCUAAGAAGGACGUCAAGACCGAAGCAGCGCCGGUCGUGAAAGAGAAGAAGGAGAAACCAAAGCCUGCGCGAGAGGACGUCGCGGCAGAACUGCUACAGCUAAAAGCAAAAAAGAGACAAACCCGCGGCUCGGAGAAGCGGAUAGCUGAACUCGAAAAGCAACUAGCAGAGUAUGGCCCCGUGCUAGGUGCUAUGGUUCCACCACUUGGAGGAGUUCCUGGCGUGGGAGUGGCUAGUAGCAGCCGGGUUGCCUCUGACACGCUGAUAGGACAAGGCGGCACAUCUUCAAAUGCUAGUGGUCUGUUAAAACGUCCCGUUCUCGCUUCAGCUCCAGGAGGGGGUGCAGCCGCUGCAUCUUCUUCAACGACAGCCCCAGCCGUUCCUCUUCCCGUAGUCCCCAGCGUCUCCGCGUCGUCCAACGCCGACUCGGCCACGACAGCAGAGCUCCUAGCUCAGCGGCUAGCGCACAAAACGACCGGUUCUUCAUCAGCAAGUGGAGGCCCUCCUAACAGUUUUUGUGUGGCGCCUCUAGCACCGCUGGCAUCCAACAUUCUAGACAGCCCUGUCUCCAAACCUCCUGGUCCUCCCCCUAAAAAGGACUAGAGAGUCCAUCUGCUGAACUUGUCUAGAAGUUUGGUUGCAAUAAGGGAAAUUCCAAUUAAGUGUGAGAACCCUAUAGAGAAUCUACAUCUACUUGUGAUAGAUUAAUAGCAACAUGGACUAGAUCGACCCAAGUUCCCAUCUGCACAACUCAUAACAAUUCUCUACCAAAUCAAUUUCAUCAAGGAAAUCAGCAUCAAAAGUGCUGCUGCAAGUUGAGUACUUAUAAUAAAUCGUGUGGAUGCUUUAGGCGUAAAUAGAAAUAAACAAGCAAGAAAUCGCGUUUCUCUUGCAGUUUGGCGUAUUCAGUAAAGAUUCUUAUAUUUUUUGAGAUUGGGAGUGAAACGCAAAUGAUCAGUGGGUUGAAUCAUCGUAAAUGCUGAGCUACGCUAAAUGCCUCAACGAUGACGUUGAGCUUCAGAAGUAUGUGGACAGUUCUCUUAGCAUGGUGAAGCAAUGUUGGAGAUUUUCUUGUGGUGUCACGCGCGGUUCUGAAAGGCCUAGGGUCGUCCUCAUUCAAUCACAAACGAAGACUAAAACUUUUGACGCUGCUGCUCAGUCAGUGUGCGCGUGUCUCUCUUCAGAGAGAACGAAGUGUUCCGUGAUCAUUACGGAAAUCCGUCAUGCGUCGAGUUCAGCUAACCUGGA
Amoebophrya sp. A25 is the source of this 7211-nucleotide messenger RNA. The record is from the annotation of a GenBank genome assembly. Lineage: Eukaryota; Dinophyceae; Syndiniales; Amoebophryaceae.